This is a messenger RNA of Trichosporon asahii var. asahii CBS 2479, 1674 nucleotides long. RefSeq lists its product as uncharacterized. The coding region runs from base 1 to 1674 and encodes 557 amino acids. The transcript is spliced from 3 exons. NCBI's taxonomy places the organism in Eukaryota, Fungi, Basidiomycota, Tremellomycetes, Trichosporonales, Trichosporonaceae. Gene Ontology annotation, molecular function: medium-chain fatty acid-CoA ligase activity. The record is from RefSeq and is a predicted model, not a curated record. Gene Ontology annotation, biological process: fatty acid metabolic process.
AUGCUUCACCCGGCACUCAAAGCGACUCGGCCGCUCCUCCGCCCAGCCGCAGCGCUCAGGCCGACGGUCCCGCUGCUCAGACCCGCGAAGCCGCUCCUCGGCGUGGACGAGUGCGACAGGCUGCUGACCUACCCCGGCUCUCCGUUCGAGACUGAGCGGGUCAACGUCAACGGCCGUGACCUGCGAGUAUGGAAGAAUUGGGGGCAGAAGCAGCUUCUGAGCACACCAAUCGCGGCGCCAGAACCGUUCGAGGCGCGCGAGGCCGUGACGUUUGCGGAUGCGUAUGAGAAGGCCGUCAAUCUUGCCGCCGUGCUUACCGAGCAUGGGAUUGGGGCUGGGACACGCGUGGCCGUGGGCGGAGUAAACAGCACGGGUUGGGUCGUCUCAUUCCUCGCUGUCUGUCUCGCUGGCGGUGUGCCCGUGCUGCUAAACAAUGGGCUGCACGUCGAUGCGCAGAGGCACUGCCUCCAACUCACGAAACCGCAUCUCACCCUCGUCGAUGACAAGCUCGCUGCCCAGCUUGCCGGCAAGUGGGAGACGUGGUGCUGGUCGCCCAUUGAUCAUCUCCAGGACCGCACAGGUAUCACUGCGCUUCACAUCAUUCACUCGGCACCAUACCAGACAGCACGACACAAGCUGCGCGAGGGAGUUGACCCCGUUGUGGCUGCCGAGAAAGCUAUCGCGCCGAGAGACGGGAGUGCACUCCUGUCCAUCCCUCUGUUCCAUGUUCAGGGCUGCCUGUCGUGGCUCAUUCUCGCGCUGCACAAUGGUAGCAAGCUCGUGUUCAUGCGUCACUGGUCUGUGCCCAUGGCCGUCAAGCUCAUGGUCGAGGAGAGCGUUGGCAAGAUUGGUGGCGUGCCCGCUGUCGCAACGGCUAUUCUGCAGUCACCCCUCGUACCGAAGGACUACCAGCUCGAGACGGUCGCAUACGGCGGCGCGACCCCGCCGACUGACCUGGCAAAGAACCUUGUUGAGCGGUGGCCGAAGCUCAUCCCUGCCACGGGAUGGGGCAUGACGGAGACGAGCGGUUUCCACACGGGUUUCCUGGGACAGGAGUACCUCGACAAGCCGCAUGGUGCGGGACAGGUGCUGCCCGUGACGGAGCUGAAGGUGGUGGACGCUGCAGGGAACGAGGUGCCCCCAGGGGAGACGGGGACACUGCUGUGCCGCGGCCAGACGCUGAUGAAGGAAUAUGUCGGCAACGCGAAGGCGACGUCCGAGUCUUUCCGUGAGGGUGGGUGGUUUGACACGGGCGACAUUGCCUUCAUCGAUGAGUUUGGCGACCUGCACCUCGUUGACCGUGCCAAGGAGAUCAUUGUCCGCGGCGGCGAGAACAUUGCCAGUGCCGAGGUUGAGCGCGCUCUUCUCUCUGACCCGAGGGUCGCGGAGGCGUGCGCCGUUCCCGUGCCAUGCGAAGUGAUGAGCGAGCGCGUCGGAGUAGCCGUCACACUCGCGCCUGGCGCCGAGGCGACACCUCGUGAGAUCGCCGAGACGGCCUGGCCCAAGCUCCGUUAUUGCGCGCGACCAGAUAUCGCUGUCAUUGUGGACAAGAUGCCAUGGACGCCGAGCCAGAAGGUUGUGCGCGGAGACGUGAAGAAGCUCGUGCAAGAGGAGUGGGAGCGCAUCGGCCGGAAACCCCUCGUCGACUCGCGCGACGCGAGGGCCAGGAUGUGA